Messenger RNA from Monoraphidium neglectum, 1269 nucleotides. RefSeq lists its product as hypothetical. Gene Ontology annotation, molecular function: flavin adenine dinucleotide binding; flavin-dependent sulfhydryl oxidase activity. The record is from RefSeq and is a predicted model, not a curated record. The coding region runs from base 1 to 1269 and encodes 422 amino acids. NCBI's taxonomy places the organism in Eukaryota, Viridiplantae, Chlorophyta, Chlorophyceae, Sphaeropleales, Selenastraceae. Gene Ontology annotation, cellular component: mitochondrion. The transcript is spliced from 7 exons.
AUGCACAACGAGGUCUUCAACGAAGCCAAGAUCUACUCCUUCAAUGAGGCUCUUUUCCAGACUUCACCCGGGUGGGACUGGGACGUCUUCUUGCGGGACGAGGACCCCCAGCGCUUCCUGGUGGAGCUGCUGCAGCUGCGCCCCCACACGGAGGAGGAGCAAGGGCAAGCGGCGGCCGGCAAGGGCUGCUGCAAGGCCGUCGGCUUCAAGCUCUUUCCAGAGCACUGGAAGGGCGCCACCACGGCCGUGUUCCAGCGCCUGCUGGUGGACCCGCGCGUCAAGAAGAUUGUGCUGCGGCGCAGCAACCACCUGGAUGUCUACGCCUCCAAGCUGAGGGCGGACAAGACAGGUGCCUACAUCGGCAAGCGGCUGGACGAGAUCCCCUUGGAGGUGGACGUGGCCGCCUUUCAGGGCUUCGUGACCCACUAUGAUCAGGUGUAUGUGUACUACGACACUCUGUUGGGGGGCCAAGGCCACGCCAGCGUCCUGCGCAUCAGCUACGACGAGCUCGCCGCCGCGUUCACCGGCGACGCCGGCGUUGGCGGCGGCGCCACCCGCAGCGGUGCAGGCGGGGCCAGUGACGUGGGUGGCUGCUGCGCGGCGCGCCGGAUCCAGGCGUUCCUGGGCGUCGCGGCCGCGCCGCCCAAAGCGUUGGCCGUGACAGUGAAGCAGACGCGGCGGCCGCUGAAGGAGGGCAUUGAGAACUUUGACAACGUUGCGUUCGCAUUCAAGUGCACGAAGUAUGCUGGCUGCUUCGCCUGCCAUGACGACGGGGACGGCCACCUCAGCUGCACUGCAGGCGGCGGCAAGCAGCAGCGCGCGCCCACGGCCUCCGCCGGCGCGGAGGCCCCGCCGCGCCGCGCGGAGCGCCACGCGGCGGCACCCCAGCACGUCACCCGCGAAGAGCUCGGGCGCGCGACGUGGGUGUUCCUGCACACGCUCGCGGCGCAGUUCCCGAAGCGCCCGACGCGGCAGCAGCAGCGGGACGCGCGCAGCCUGAUGGACGUGCUGACGAGGAUCUACCCCUGCGCUGACUGCGCGCGGCACUUCUCAGAGAUAGUCAAGGCCGACCCGCCCGCCGUUUCAAGCGGCCACGAGUUCCAGGCCUGGAUGUGCCGCGCGCACAACACGGUCAACCGCGCCAUCGGCAAGCCCACCUUCAACUGCGACCUCGCCGCCUCCCGAUGGGCGCCGCUAGACUGCGACGCGACCGGCGCCAGCAGCUGCGACCUGUCUGUCGGCGCGGCGGCGCCCGCGAGGCGGCGGUAG